Molecule: messenger RNA, 543 nt
Organism: Mytilinidion resinicola
Lineage: Eukaryota; Fungi; Ascomycota; Dothideomycetes; Mytilinidiales; Mytilinidiaceae
Exons: 2
Coding region: 1-543 (180 amino acids)
Source: RefSeq, a predicted model, not a curated record
AUGCUCAAAUCACUCUCCCUUCUCAUCCUCUCGCUUUCCUUCUUCAUCAUACGAACCACCGCAACACCCUACCCGACCGGCCCCCUCAAACCGGUCUUCCUCGUCACCACCCCCCAACGCACCCCCUCCUCAAACUCCUCCCUCCUCCAUUCUGUCAGCGCGACAUGUCUCUUUGACCCUUACCACCAGCCCAACUUCCUUCUCCGCCUGACCGGCCCCGGGUAUGGCAGCUUACCCAACUUCACGCUCACAGACGGCACGCUACACACCACUAUCUACAACUUCGGGCCGCCGGCUAUGGGGACAUUUGAGUACAACUCUACACUAGUAUUGGAGGGACAGGAGCUGCAGUUUCUCGCGGCGCCGCAGGGAAAGGGGAAUUUAGCAUUAGUCGGGGGGUAUUUACUCGCUGUGGAUGGGGCGGUGGAGGGGUGGGAGGUUUGUGUGGAAGAGUUGGGGCAGAGUGUGGUGAGUCUAUGGAAGAGUGGGGAUGCGACUUGUAAUGCUACGUAUAUCCAGGCAGUUACCACGCCGCCGUAUUGA